AUGCGCAGGUUAGUCCUCUUAACGGCUCUCUUGUCGUUGAGAGUCUACGGAAUAGAGCUAACGUUUGAGCUUCCGGAUAAUGCAAACCAGUGCUUUUACGAGGAAAUCAAGAGUGGAGUGGAUGUUUUACUCGAAUACCAGGUUGUUACUGGUGGCCAAUAUGACGUCGACAUGACUUUAGAGGAUCCACAUGGAAAAGUUCUUUACAAAGAUAUCAAAAAGCAAUAUGAUACUCAUAGCUGGAAGGCAGAAGUUCCCGGUACUUAUAAGGCUUGUUUCUCAAAUGAAUUCUCUACAUUUUCGCACAAGAUUGUUUACAUGGAUUGGCAGGUGAACGAUCAAAGCACUCCCAAGCCAGGUCUAACAUCCGGCACUCAUUCUAUGACAUCGCUUGAAAAUUCUGCUGUUGCCAUUGCUGACAAACUGCGAGUGGUGGAUGAUUACCAAACACAUCACCGCCUUCGCGAAGCAACUGGACGAAAACGUGCUGAACAGUUGAAUGAGCGCGU
Molecule: messenger RNA, 509 nt
Organism: Cooperia oncophora
Lineage: Eukaryota; Metazoa; Nematoda; Chromadorea; Rhabditida; Trichostrongylidae
Source: the annotation of a GenBank genome assembly